CCUCGUUGCUGAGCACCCUGGUCUAGUGAGCAAAAUGAACAUUGUCUAUUCUUUCAAAAACCGGCCCAUGAACGAGCUCAAGUUCAGCACGGGAGGAGACAAGCUGGCUAUCUGGCUAGAGGCUGGGAUCCAUGCCGGGACCAAGUUUUCAGGAUUAAUGUCAGAAAUGGAGAUGAGAUCAGCAAACUAAGUCAGCUAGUGAAUUCAGACAACUUUAAGCUCAACUUCUGGAAAUCUCCCUCUACCUUUGAUUGCCUGUGGAUGUCGUGUUCCCUUCUGUCAGUCUGCAGCCAGUCAAAUCCUUCCUGAAGUCCCAGGGCUUAGAGUACUUGGUGACUGUUGAAGACCUGCAGGUGGAUAGGCCAAGGUCCCUCACUGGUCUCACAUAGGACCAAGCAGCCAGAGUGGACUUGAGACAUUUUCAAGUUCUGGUCUUAUUCUUCUCCAUUUAAAAGAUGAAGACAUUGAAGUAUAUGGAAGUAAAGUGCAGUGACUUGUUAGAGGAACAUGUUGUACUAGAAAGGGCAUACAUGGGUUAGGAAACCAGCCAGAUCUGGAUCCAAAUCCUGAUUUUGCUAACUGCUAGCUGUGUGACUUUGGACAAGCUGUUAACCUCUUGAGACUCUGUUUCUUCAUCGGUAAAACGGCCCUUUUAGAUAAUGAAGAUGAGGAAAUGCAGUACAAUGAAGGUCAAGAACGGAGCAGUAAUAACUUCAACUAUGGAGCCUAUCAUUCCCUGGAAGCUGAGAGGGAGCCAGUGACAACCCUUGUUCCGAAGUAUACCAUGGAGCCCACGCCAGUUCAGAAGUGGAGGUGAAACUGGUGGUAGAUUUCAUCCAGGAACGUGGGAAUUUCACAUGCUUCAUCGACCUGCACAGCUACGCACAGCUGCUGACGUAUCCAUGUGGGUACAUGGUCAAAAAGGCCCCGGAUGCUGAUGAGCUGUGUGCCAUCAGACCUACUGGGAAUAGGAAGAAGAUGAUGCCUCUUAUUUCUGAGUUUGCUGAUGAGGUGGCAAGGUGUGUAGCCAAAGCUCUGGCUUCCCUGUCGGACCCUGAGUACCAAGUGUGUCCUACCUGCACCACUGUCUGAGGAAGAUCAAGAACUCUAGGGUUGAGAGACCUCUAUCUACUCUUCAGGGGACAUGUUUGCUUACCUCUCAGGUGCUCUGCUGUCCUGAGGCCUGGCCGUGCCCGUGCACGAGGAGAACCCCUGAAGUUCGCCUGGAGGAAGAAGCAUGCAGGGCUUCCCCAGAGGAAGUGUGGGCCGAGGGCUGUCCCCUGUGGACAGGCAGACGCUCCUGGUCUGCAGCUUUGUCCUGGCAGCAGCUUUGGGCCAAAUGAAUUUCACAGGUGACCAGGUUCUUCGAGUCCUGGCUAAAAAUGAGAAGCAACUUUCACUUCUUAGAGAUCUGGAGGGCCUGAAGCCUCAGAAGGUGGACUUCUGGCGUGGCCCAGCCAGGCCCAGCCUUCCUGUGGAUAUGAGGGUUCCUUUCUCUGAACUGAAGGACAUCAAAGCUUACCUGGAGUCUCAUGGCCUUGCUUACAGCAUCAUGAUAAAGGACAUCCAGGUGCUGCUGGACGAGGAGAGAGAAGCCAUGGUGAAAUCCCGCUGGCUGGAGCGCAGCACCAGUGGCUUCAGUUACUCCUCGUAUCACACCCUGGAGGAGAUAUAUACCUGGAUCGACAACUUUGUAACUGAUCAUUCAGAUAUUCUCUCAAAAAUUCAGAUUGGCCACAGCUUUGAAAAUCGGUCCAUUCUUGUUCUGAAGUUCAGCACUGGAGGUUCGCAGCGCCCAGCCAUCUGGAUCGACACUGGAAUCCACUCCCGGGAGUGGAUCACCCAUGCCACCGGCAUCUGGACUGCCAGGGAGAUUGUCAAUGAAUAUGGCAAAGACCGCAUCGUGACAGACGUACUGAAUGCCGUGGACAUCUUUAUGGAGAUUGUCUCCAACCCUGACGGGUUUGCUUAUAGCCACAGCAUGAACCGCUUGUGGCGGAAGAACAAGUGCAGCAGACCCGGAAUCUUCUGCAUUGGUGUGGAUCUUAACAGGACCUGGAAGUCAGGCUUUGGAGGAAAUGGUUCUAACAACAACCCCUGCUCAGAGACUUAUCAUGGGCCCUCCCCUCAGUCAGAGCCAGAAGUGGCUGCCAUUGUGGACUUCAUCACGUCCCACGGGAACAUCAAUGCUCUGAUCUCCAUCCACAGCUACUCUCAGAUGCUCAUGUACCCCUACGGCCACUCUCUGGAGCCUGUUUCAAACCAGGAAGAGUUGUACAGUCUUGCCAAGGAUGCAGUGCAGGCCCUGUAUGAGGUUCAUGGGAUCGAGUACAUUUAUGGCAGCAUCAGCACCACCCUCUAUGUGGCCAGUGGGAUCACUGUCGACUGGGCCUAUGACAGUGGCAUCAAGUACUCCUUCACCUUCGAGCUCCGUGACACGGGGCACUAUGGCUUCCUGCUGCCAGCCACACAGAUUAUCCCCACAGCCCAGGAGACGUGGAUGGCCAUUCGGACCAUCAUGGAGCACACGCUUAAUCACCCCUACUGACAAU
Molecule: messenger RNA, 2552 nt
Organism: Orcinus orca (killer whale)
Lineage: Eukaryota; Metazoa; Chordata; Mammalia; Artiodactyla; Delphinidae
Gene: CPA5
Product: carboxypeptidase A5
Exons: 20
Coding region: 1238-2548 (436 amino acids)
Biological process (GO): proteolysis
Molecular function (GO): zinc ion binding; metallocarboxypeptidase activity
Source: RefSeq, a predicted model, not a curated record